This is a messenger RNA of Juglans microcarpa x Juglans regia, 595 nucleotides long. RefSeq lists its product as uncharacterized. The coding region runs from base 229 to 498 and encodes 89 amino acids. The transcript has a single exon. The record is from RefSeq and is a predicted model, not a curated record. NCBI's taxonomy places the organism in Eukaryota, Viridiplantae, Streptophyta, Magnoliopsida, Fagales, Juglandaceae.
CCAGUGGUAUUGCUGAUCGAUGCAUUAUCCCAAACUUCGGCGGGCCUUUCCAAGUAUCGGACCUUCCAUCACUCUCCCUCUAUAAAAGAAGCUCCUCCAUAUGUUUGCCACAUCAAUCAUUUAAUCCUUAAUUCUUCGAUCAGUUUUGAUUAGUUGCUACACAGAAUUUGCCAUUCGUUUUUCUCUAAUUUCAAGGGCAAAUCAGAGUCUUGUGAAGACUAGUAGAAGAUGAGUUCAACAAGCAGAGCAAUUGUAGCAGCCAGCGUAGGAGUUGUGGAGGCCAUGAAAGACCAGAUGGGUCUAUGCAGGUGGAAUUAUAUUAUAAGAUCCGCUCAGCAAAGUACAAAGAACCAUCUCCGCUCCUUAUCUCGGGCAAAGAACCUCUCCUCUUCGACUUCUGCAGUGGUUUCAAGCAAAGUAAGAGAUCAGGAGAAAAUGAAGAAGUCGGAAGAGUCUUUGAGGACAGUCAUGUACUUGAGCUGUUGGGGUCCCAAUUGAGGCUUUGAUCAGUGAGUUUUUGGAGAACGUCAUUGCGGGAAGGAAGUCGGCCUAAAGCAUACAAACGGUACACUUUGUACAUGGCACGGCAGUGAGA